Messenger RNA from Dreissena polymorpha, 3325 nucleotides. RefSeq names its product serine-rich adhesin for platelets-like. The record is from RefSeq and is a predicted model, not a curated record. The transcript is spliced from 5 exons. NCBI's taxonomy places the organism in Eukaryota, Metazoa, Mollusca, Bivalvia, Myida, Dreissenidae. The coding region runs from base 95 to 1639 and encodes 514 amino acids.
UGUCGGAUGUUGCUCUUACUUCGAAGAUGACUGUUAUGACAAUUACACCGCCUACAAUGCAUAUGAGAUUAAAAGGCAGUGCUCCGGAAAAUCAAUGUGUCAAUUACGAGCAGCAGGAAAAUUAGUAUUCUGCAAUGCCACGUAUCGUUUGUCUACGUACUCAACAAUCUGGUACUCUUGUAUUAAAGAUGUGAUAAACUUUUGUGAAGGCGUCUCCACCAUUACGAAAUCGGCUCACAUUAUUUUUGACAAGAAAAAUCAACGCUCGUCAUGCGGACUUUCCAAUUGCUCAUGUUUCCUGUCAUCCACUGGGAACUUUGAGGUUACUUAUAUCGACAUAAGGAUGGCAAGGAUUCACACAGACUUCACAGUCUGUUCUUCAGCAGUGUUGGUCAGCGAUCCAACUGUUUUUCAGAAUAAACAAUGUAACACAUCGUUAGAGGAACAUGAACACUUUGAAUAUCAAUUGAAAAAUAAAACUUCCGUUUCCAAAUUGAGUAUAGAAUUAAGAGAUCUUUACGCUAAUGGUGCAGACGAUUCACCGGAGUUUGUUUGGAUUUUGGUUAAAGCGGAUAAAAAUGCAGACAUCACCGUUAAAUGUGAAAGUCUUAUGCCAACAACAUGUACGACUAGUACUGAUAGUACAACAACAAGUACAACUAGUACUGAUAGUACAACAACAAGUACAAGUAGUACUGGUAGUACAACAACAAGUACAACUAGUAAUGAUAAUACAACAACAAGUACAAGUAGUACUGAUAGUACAACAACAAGUACAACUAGUACUGAUAGUACAACAACAAGUACAACUAGUACUGAUAGUACAACAACAAGUACAAGUAGUACUGGUAGUACAACAACAAGUACAACUAGUACUGAACGUUCAACCACGGCAACACUUACACCCAAGUCAGAUGCUUCAUCUGGAGUUGCAGUUAUAUCUGGAGUUGCUGCUUCUGUGGGCCUAUUGGUGAUGAUAACCAUGUUGUCAGUCUGUUUUAACAUAAUAAAAAGAGGAAGAAAUCGUCAACCCGAAACCAAACCUGGUAUUCCAAUUGACCGAGCGACGGAACAUCAUAUUUCCGGGAGGCUGGCAGAACCCAAUUACGAUAACGCGCCCGAUUUGCGUGUAAUUCGUUUAAGAGACGGGUAUAUAGAUUUCGCAGUGAGAGGACACUCGGGUUCUCAAAACACGGCAUUAGCGUGGUCUUCAGAUAAUGUUAAACCGCGACCUAUCCUACCAACAAGACCACAGCUGUCUGAGCGAAAUUCGCGACACAAUUUACCAGAACCAAGGUCAUGUCGGAAUGUCAGCAAUUUGCAUCACCUUCGGGCUACCAAGAAAGACGUUGAUGGGCACCAACUACUGCACAGCGGUUCGCAGUCGCAAGACAGAGAGCAAGAAUUCUUCGAUUACAUGAAACCAUUACCAGGGAUACGGCCCCUGUCAGUGAACGAUCUUCGCAGAAAUUAUGUUCGAACUGGUAAUGGAAACAGUUCGGAUAGGUCUUCAACCCAGUCCAAUGAACACCACUCGAUGGACGGGACAAGCAAAUUGCUUGCGCGUAAGAUGUUUAAGAUAGAUGGUCAGGAUGUCCAUAGCAUUGUCAUAGACAUGCGUCUGGUCAUGAAUAAGUAAAUUAAAGGGGUGUAAAGCAUGACUUUUGUUUCAAAACUAUUUCAAAUCUGAUUCACUUGAUGUAUAUAUAUUACUGGGGGAGGGGUAAUGUGAUUUAUAAUAACUUAUUAAAAGGAACAUUCCGGAACUGUUUUGUCUAAGCAGAUUUAUUUCUAAAGAAAAGAGAUUAACAUCUUUAAAUAAUGAUGUUAAUGUUUGUUAUCAUUUUUUCUGUUAAAAUUAUCGGAUAAAAAAAAAAGAAACCUAAAACAUAAUUGGAGGUCGUAUUUAACGCGAACGAACUAUUAAAAACACAGUAUUUCGGAUUUGCAGGACUUUCGCGAUGGUUGUUGUAAUAGUAUAUUUAUAUUUGUUUAUAAUAUUUUUUAUAUAACCGUCAGCAUCUAUGAUAUUAAUUGAAACUGUGAAUAGUAGCAAAUUGUUUGAUAUAAGAAGGCGGAAUUGAAUACAUGUGUGUCUGAAAUUACGAUUUGUUUUAGUAUUUGCAAUAAUUUAACACGGACUUUUUAGUUAAAACUGCAACAUUUCUAUUUAGGUUAAAAGUUAAAAGAAUCACAGAUUUCAACUGUCGUGCAAACCUGGCAAAUUUAACUUAAAGCAAACGUUACACAUAAAAUGCAUAAUAUUACAUGAAUUGUAAGAUAUACUUUAUCUAUAAAUUCAAGUCGACAAAUUAAAGCGAUAAAAAUCGUUUAAGUUCAGCAUACAUUGUAUUUAAUUAUUUACACAUAAUGUGAGUAUUUUUAAAAAUAAUUUUAAAAAAGCUUCAAAUGGAAAAAUCGCCAAUCUGCUUUUAACCCCGUACACUGUAUAAUCUUGUGUUUGUUCACUAAUGUUGUGGUUAUGUUUUUCCCAAAUGCUGUGAGGAUUGGUGACUUGUCUAACAAGAAAUAAGGAUGCUUAUACGAUUUUUUUCUUAUUCUAUUAUUUCGUGAGUGUCAUAAUUUAUAUUGUACAUAGUACGUCUUGAAAAUGACUCAUAGCAUGCUAUUGAAAAUAACAUGUAGCGCCAUGGACAUUGAAAAAUGUAAGUGUAUAUAUAUCUGCUUCAUGGUCUUUCCCGCUAGAGUGUGUAUUUUAAAAGCAAGUGUAAAAUAUUCGUUCAUUACAUCGCCGCUGUCGAGGUCAAGGUGUAGUUUACAUGUUUAAAAAAUAUAAAUAUGAUACUGAUGAUUAUUGCUUAAACAUAAUAUUCGGCAAAGUAAAUAGAUUCCUGAUCCGGAUACACACUUUGUUUAAGGUUUGGAUGUUAUAUAUUUCAACGACAAUUAUGUCUUUUCCCCCUGAAUAAAGUAGGGCAGUACAGCAGUAAUUGGCAUAACUGUGUACUCUUAGUACUCCUAAAACAGUUAACCUAAAGUAAGUUAGAGUAUGCACUGCCUACUGGUUAUUUGACUAAUAACCUGUUGAAAAAGACUUAAGAUCAGAACAAACAAUUUAUUAUAUUAAUAUGCAUACAACACUCUAUAUAAAUGCAUAGAAGAUAAUUCAUAAGUAAAAAUAUGCAAUAUGGUUUACAUUCGAUAAGAGUUGAUUUCUCUUAAGAUUCAAACUUUGAUGUACAUGUUAAAACAAACUAUUUGAAGUAAAGCAUAUGUACAUACCAUCGAUGUGUUGUGUGUGUGUUAGCUCUGGCUUGAAAACUAUAACAAUUAUUGAUGGCAUAAGCGAUAUAAGUUCAAUGUA